Messenger RNA from Anopheles funestus (African malaria mosquito), 786 nucleotides. RefSeq names its product glutathione S-transferase 2-like. Gene Ontology annotation, biological process: glutathione metabolic process. The record is from RefSeq and is a predicted model, not a curated record. Gene Ontology annotation, molecular function: glutathione transferase activity. NCBI's taxonomy places the organism in Eukaryota, Metazoa, Arthropoda, Insecta, Diptera, Culicidae. The transcript has a single exon. The coding region runs from base 16 to 747 and encodes 243 amino acids.
AUUUUUUUCGCGAUAAUGAUUGCACUGUUCAAAAAUUCUAUAAAAAGCACGUUGCUUAUUCUACCAAGCGCUAGUUGUAAUCUCCGUUCAUUCAGCACGCACACCGUGAUCAUCGUAAUGUUGGAUUUCUACUAUCUUCCCGGGUCAGCUCCAUGCCGGGCGGUUCAAAUGGUGGCACAAGCGGUAGAUGUGAAGUUAAACCUGCAAUACCUCGACCUGAUGGCAGGUGCUCAUCGGUCCGCCAAGUUUACCAAGCUUAAUCCACAGCAGACGAUACCGACGCUUGUCGAUGGUUCUCUGGUAUUGAGCGAAUCUCGUGCAGCCCUGAUGUAUCUUUGCGAUCGCUACGCUAAAGAUGGGAACGAUUGGUACCCGCGGGACAUCAUUCAGCGCACCGCUAUCAACCAACGACUGUUCUUCGAUGCCUGUGUAUUAUAUCCACGAUUUACGGACUAUUACCACCCACAAGUGUUUGGAAAUGCUACUCCGGACGCCAGGAAACGUGUAGCCUUUGAACGAUCAGUGGAGCUUCUGAACCGCUUUCUGAUGGAACAUGAGUUCGUGGCUGGUUCAAAGAUGACCAUCGCUGAUAUAAGUAUUUUUGCUACGUUGACUACCGCCUGUGUGUUGGGGUUCGAUCUAAAACCGUAUGCUAAUGUUGAUAAAUGGUACAUCACUAUGAUCAGCUCAUGUCCAGGAGCACAGAUAAAUAUAGCGGGAGCCAAGGAAUUUUUAAAGUACAAAUAAAAUGAUAGAAAAUACGAGUUAAUGAUUUAAAAAGUUAAU